Molecule: messenger RNA, 1632 nt
Organism: Beta vulgaris subsp. vulgaris (sugar beet)
Lineage: Eukaryota; Viridiplantae; Streptophyta; Magnoliopsida; Caryophyllales; Amaranthaceae
Exons: 4
Coding region: 1-1632 (543 amino acids)
Biological process (GO): DNA integration
Molecular function (GO): nucleic acid binding
Source: RefSeq, a predicted model, not a curated record
AUGGGGCUUAAUGUGGGAUAUGAACAAAUGAAGAGCAACUUACUAGGGAUGGAUCCUCUCUUACCAGUGAACAAAGCCUACAACUUGGUGCUGAAAGUUGAGAAACAUAAGCAAAUCACUGGUGAAAUGAGUAUUGGUAAUGAGAUGAGUGUUCUAAAUGUCAACUGGCAGGUGGAGUAUCUAGGACCAUUGAAGGAUUUUCAGAGAAAGGAUUACAAGAGGAUGAAAAUGGAGAAGGAUGCAAAGAAAUGUGAUUAUUGUGGUAUGAAGGGACACUUAAAGGUUGAGUGUUUCAAUCUGAAUGGUUAUCCAGAGAGAUUCAAGAAUGCAAAGCCAAGAAACUUUCAAAGACAAGCUGCAAAUGUUGUGAAGGAAGAAACUGAAAGGGAAACUAGGACACCUUUUGAGGGAAGCAGCUUUCAAGAAGAGAACAAUGAGAUGAAGGAUGAUGGCAAGAUGAUCUCAGCUGUUGUUCAAGAAGUCAUGGAAGCUCUAGGAAAAAAUGCAAUUGCUUAUAGCAACUUUGCAGAUAACAAAGUCAUGAAGUUUAUGUUUGAUAAAAAUGGAUGUUAUGUACAGGACCUUACCAAUGAGCAAAUCAUAGCUCAUGGAAGGAACCAUCAUGACCUGUAUGUGCUGGAUGUAAAAAAGAAGGAAGCUAAGAAGGAUCUUUGUGCUAGGAGAGCUGGAAAAUUGUUGGCUGCAGGAGCAAUGAAGGAUAAUGACAAGAAUCUAAGUUUACUUCAUGCUAGGUUAGGUCAUGUGUCAUUAUCUAAGAUCAAACAUUUGAAGUUUUGUGAUUGUAAAGGUUUGAACAACUAUUUUUGUGACACUUGUUCUGUAUCUAAACAUCACAAGUUACCUUUUAUGCCAAGCUCUUCUAUUGCUGAAAAUAUUUUUGAUAUGAUACAUGUGGACCUAUGGGGUCUAUACAGUGUGAAAGUUGUGACAGGGGCUUCAUAUUUCCUUACUAUUGUGGAUUAUCACUCUAGAGUGACAUGGACACAUUUGAUGUCUAAUAAAGAACAGGUUAAAACAAUCAGAUUUGAUAAUGGAACAGAGAUUUUUCAGCAAGAAUGUGGGAAAAUUCUAGCUGAGAAAGGGAUUGUUCACCAAAGUAGUGUUGUAAGAAGGCCACAACAAAAUGGAAGAGUGGAAAGAAAACAUAGAUUUCUUCUAGAGACUGGAAGAGCUCUCAAAAUUCAUGCCAAUCUCCCUGAUCAUUUAUGGGGUGAGUGCAUACUGACAGCUACAUACCUCAUAAAUCUAUUACCUAGCUCAGUUCUCAACUGGGAAACACCUUACAAAAGGCUGAUGAAAAAAGAUGCUCAAUAUGGGCAUCUAAGGGAUAAAAGAGAUCAUGUAGAUUUUAUAAACAGGUUCAUGAAUGCAGCAGAUGAAGAUUAUGCUAGUGAGGGUGUAGAAGAGACUACAUUGGAUAUACAUCCAAGAGAAGAAGAAGAAGAGUUGAUGCAGCCUGAGGUUAUAGAGAAUGAUGCGCUUGAUCAACAAGUGUACCAACAACAAUCUCACACAAUUGCUGAGAGAGCAAGACCUGCAAGGCAGAGAACUUUACCUGAAAAGUUCAAAGACUACUAUGUUGUGAAUCUCCCAGAUAUACAUGGUUCUUAG